AUGGUGACGUGCGGCCAAGGGGACCCGUUAUCUCCUCUCCUGUUUAACUUCAUCGGCGAGGCUCUGUCAGGUAUCCUCUCUGCCGCGGGGGCAGCAGGCCACCUUCAGGGUGUGGUACCCCACCUGAUCCCUGGCGGGAUUUCACACCUCCAGUAUGCGGAUGAUACGCUCAUCCUUAUCCAAAACACGGAAGACAACAUAGCCAACCUCAAAUUCUUGCUUAUGUGCUUCGAAGACAUGUCCGCCUUGAAAAUCAACUAUCAUAAGAGUGAAGUCAUUGUUAUGGGCCAGCCUUUGGAGGAACAGCAAAGAGUCGCAAAUAAGCUUAACUGUAAAUGCGGCGCCUUCCCUUUCAUGUAUCUUGGGCUCCCUAUCUCGGACAGGAAGCUCCGUCUGGAACAAUGGUUGUUCUUGGUCCGCAAGCUGGCCGGCAUGAUUGAACCGUGGCUCAGUAAACUUCUCACCUCUGGGGGACGCCUGAUCCUGUCCAACGCGUGCCUUGAUAGUAUUCCCAUUUUUGCCAUGGGUCUCUUCCUUCUUCAUGAUGGGAUUCAUGCUAGAUUUGACUCACACCGCUCCAAAUUCUUCUGGGAAGGAGCGGGCAACAAACGUAAAUACCAUAUGGUCAACUGGCCCUCGGUCUGCCGGCCGAAAUCCGCGGGAGGAUUAGGCUUGCUUAACUCAAAAAAGAUGAACAUAGCUCUGCUGUCCAAGUGGAUUUGGAAGCUGUAUCAAGAUGAGGCUUCUAUCUGGGCGACGAUUAUCAGGGCCAAAUACCGCGACGCCGAUAACCUGUUCGAGGGCACCGGACACGGGGCUCGCAAUUUUGGAAAAGCCUACACAAAAUUAAACACUUCUUCAAGCUGGGUGCGAAACACGUCAUUGGGGAUGGACGUCGCACUUUGUUUUGGUCUGACCGGUGGUGCGGUAACCAACCCAUCAAAGAGCUGUUCCCAGCACCUCUUCAACAUCUGCUCUAACCCAAACCUCACGGUGGCUGCGGCCCUAGAUGCCGGGGACAUCAAUAUCACCUUCCGCCGCUCUCUCAAUCUGGAAGGACGGCGGCAAUGGAGCGAUCUGGGGAGGCUCAUUGAACCCUUCUCCCUUUCGAGUGACAAAGACAAAGUAUCUUGGCAUUUAGAACCUUCGGGCAAGUUCUCCGUUCAAUCUUUGUAUGCCAAACUGUCGCAAGGGGCUUCGGUUGCUUUCCACAAGGACGUCUGGUCAGCCAAAGUCCCUCUGAAGAUUAAAAUUUUCGCUUGGCAGCUCAUCCUCGACAGACUACCCUCCAGCAAGCAAAUCGCGACGCGCCACGGCCCCGCCUCGGGUAACUGCGCCCUCUGUGGCCAAUUGGAAGAUGCGGGCCAUAUUUUCUUCGCUUGCUCUAUUGCAAAAUUCGCCUGGAGUGCAAUUCGUGAGAUCCUCGACUGUAACUGGAACCCUGGAAACUUCCCACAGUUCCAUGCUAUUCUUUUCUUUUGUUUUAACUUUUUAUCAGUGCCAGAUAGAAACCAUAUUACUUGGUGCGCACACACUGCAAUGGUCAUGGUCUCUACUCGCAGCAGCUUCGGAUCGCUUCCUAAUGAGCAAUCAGCUAGCACAAGUGAAGGAAAUCUUCUGCUAACUGGAGCGAAAGGAACAAACCAGCUGGUAGCAGACCACCUGGAUACACCUCCAGUUAUUCUGUCAGCUGCAACCUCUUUGCCUCUGACAAACUCUGCUCCACCCAGGAAUAUGUCCCUAUCAACCAUGGUAGUGAACGCUUCCACAGGUAUGAUGAACUCCCUACUUGGGAAGCUCACUACCCUGAUGGGGGACGAGUAUCGGAAGCUCAAAGGCGUGCGCAAUAAGGUUGUGUCCCUUCAUGAAGAGUUCAGUAGCAUGAACGCUCUUCUUGUAAAGCUGGCAGGAAUGGAUGAGCUUGAUGUUCAGGCUAAGGUGUGGAGAGACCAAGUGAGGGAGAUGUCCUAUGAUAUUGAAGACUGCAUCGAUGACUUCAUGCAUGACCUUGAAGUAAAAGGUGCAACCACUGGGUUUCUCAAGAAGACGGCUGAGCGCUUUAAGAAGCUCAAGGUGCGUUAUCAAAUCGCCAACAAGAUCAACGGGAUUGAGGCUCGUGUACUUCAAGUGCAUGAGCGGCGCAUAAGGUACAAGCUUGAUGAGUACAACCCUACGACCAGUAUUGUCCAUAUUGAUCCACGAGCACUCGCUAUUUUUGUGGAUGCGGCUGGUCUCGUGGGUAUUGACACCCCCAGAGAUGAGCUUGUUGUGUUGUUGAUGGAUCAAGGUCAAGAGCUGAAGGUGGCUUCUAUUGUGGGAUUUGGAGGUCUCGGAAAAACCACCCUUGCCAAUGAAGUGUGCCGUGAGAUCAAAGGGAAGUUUACCUGUCAUGCAUUUGUAUCAGUAUCUCUAAAGCCUGAUUUUUUAAGGCUUCUCCAGAAUUUAUUAUUGAAGUUUACGAGACAACAAUCGUCUCAAAGUAGCAGCUUGGAUGAUGUGAUUACAAAUAUCAGAGAGUAUUUAUUGAAUGAGAGGUACUUUAUUGUAAUUGAUGAUUUAUGGGAUACAUUAGCAUGGGAUGUUAUUAAAUGUGCUUUUCCAGAAAAUAAUCAUGGCAGUAGAGUGCUAACAACUACCCGGAUUUAUUCUGUUGCUGCUGCUUGUUGCUCUAAAGGCAGAGGAUGUGUUUUCAAGAUGAAAUCUCUUAAUGAGCAUGAUUCAAGAAGAAUGUUUUUUAGCAGAAUAUUCGGUUCAGAAGAUUCCUACCCUACUGAAUUUGUAGACGUUGCAAUGGAUAUUCUGAAAAAAUGUGGUGGUCUGCCACUUGCUAUCAUCAGUAUAUCAAGCCUUCUGGCUGAUCAACCAAAGCCAACAUUUGAGUAUGUAAGGAAGUCUCUCGGAUGCAUGUUUGGCGGAAAUCCUACUCUUGAUCAGAUGAGACAAAUUUUGGAGCUUAGCUUCAGAAACCUUCCUAACCAUCUUAAGACAUGUUUGCUCUAUCUUGGUAUGUAUCCAGAGGACCACGAGAUAUGGAGGUUUGAUUUGUUGAGGCUAUGGAUAGCAGAAGGUUUCGUGUGUCCAACCCCUGGGUUCGAUGCAGAGGAUGUUGCAAUAAGCUACUUCAAUGAGCUUAUUAAUAGGAGUAUGAUCCAGCCUGUGUAUACCAACAAUGGUGGAGAGGUGUUGAGCUGCAGAGUACAUGAUAUAAUGCUAGAUGUCAUCAGAUUCAAGAUUGAAGAAGAUAAUUUCAUUUCGGUGCUAAAUGACCUGGAAGCUGUGUUAGGGAUACACAGAAAUAUCCGGAGAGCUUCACUCCAAUGCUCUGGUGAAGAGUGCAGACUGACAUCGGCAAUGGUCAAUGGGUCAUUAUCAAAAGUUCGAUCAGUCUAUGCUUUGGGAGGGUUUUCUUGCCAAUCUGUGAUGCUACUGAAAUAUAUCCGAGUUCUACAUCUGGAUAUGGGCUUCGACAGAAAUGAUGUGCUAGAUCUCACUGGUAUAUCUAGGUUGUUUCUAUUGAUAUGCUUAAAGGUGGUUGGCAAUACGAGGAUUGAGCUACCUAGCCAAAUUGGUGAGCUACGGCAAUUGGAAACACUUGAGCUAGCAUUAUCCAUAUCCGUCUCCAAUCUUCCAUCUGAUAUUGUUAGUUUGCCUCUGCUGUUGCAUCUCUGUGUUAGCGGACAUACAGGUUUUCCCGAUGGUAUUGGCAGAUUGGGACUUCUGCGAACUCUGCGGUUAUUUAAUUUUGAGAAGAACUCUGUGGAGACUAUCGAGGGCCUAGGCGAGAUGACCAGCCUAAGUGAGUUGGUUUUUCAAUGGACGGGAAAGGACUUGGUGGAAGGGGCAAGACAUAUGGAUGUCUUGCGCUCUUCUCUACAAAGGAUCAGCAGCAGCCUCAGGAUCCUUGAAAUGCUUCAUGGUAAUUGGGGUUCUGGGGAAUUGGAUGGUUGGACCACAUUUUCCCCUCCACCUAUCCAUCUUCGAGAGAUGUGGAUGUUGGGCUGCGUGUUUUCGAUGAUUCCCAAGUGGUUUGGUCAUCUCCGUGACCUCCAAAGCUUGAAUUUCAAGGUCAGGGGGGCAGGGUUGAAGGAUGAUGGUGUUGCUAUUCUUGCAGGGUUGCCAUCACUUGUCUUUCUCAAGCUGCACUCGGAAGAACAUCUCGAAGAAAGGGUGCGUAUCCCUGGCAGCGGCAUGGCAUUCCGAGCUCUCAAAGAGUUUCACAUCCGUUGUCGUCACCCGUUGCUGACUUUCGAAGCGGGUGCUAUGCCUAUGCUCAAGAGGCUUUAUCUGAAUUGCGAGAGUGGUGGGCCUGUGGAGGCUCCACUAGAUGGCAUUGAGCACUUGCCAGAUGGCCUCAGAGUAAUCGAUAUAGCCAUCAGCGGCGAAAGAGAUGAGGUUAGAGAGGCUCUGAAGUCUUCGUUGAAAAACGCGUUUGAGGAGCAUCAUCCCAGCGCUGCCUUGAAGAUCCAGCAUUGGGUCGCCUUCGUCGUCCUCGAGGUCGAAGAUGCAUGGUGCGCGUCUAACGCCACAAGAUCGACGUCCUGUCUUGGAACCGUCGGUGUUCUGGGACGAUUCAGAAGUGGGCUGGACGGCGGUUGCACGGCGGCGAGGUUCAACGGUAAGAUCUACAGCAUUUUCAACGGUAAGUUUUUUGGACCCGAAAUUUCUGCUAAUCGAAUCAAACUCUCGAACAACUGGUUCGGAGAGGAAGACAACGUCUGA
Molecule: messenger RNA, 4719 nt
Organism: Lolium rigidum
Lineage: Eukaryota; Viridiplantae; Streptophyta; Magnoliopsida; Poales; Poaceae
Product: disease resistance protein RGA5-like
Exons: 8
Coding region: 1-4719 (1572 amino acids)
Biological process (GO): defense response to other organism
Molecular function (GO): ADP binding
Source: RefSeq, a predicted model, not a curated record